Prorocentrum cordatum is the source of this 3276-nucleotide messenger RNA. NCBI's taxonomy places the organism in Eukaryota, Dinophyceae, Prorocentrales, Prorocentraceae. The record is from the annotation of a GenBank genome assembly.
AUGCCGUCCGUAGACGUCCUCAAGAUGGACGACGUGCCCCUGAGGGAGCCGUCGGCGCAGCACGCCGGUGGAGCGGUGGAGCUGCCGUCGACGGCUGGGGCCGCGGGGGCCGCGAAGAGGACACCGUACCCAGAUGCCCUGAGGGCGCAGGUGGAGUCCGCCAGGACCAGCGGCUGCCCGCAGGCGGGCGGCCCGGGCGAGGCACCCGCGGCCGCGUCCUCGCCAAGGCACAAGGUGAGGCAGCCCGGGGCCAGGCAGCUGGACGUGCGCGGCUCCAUGGGGUCCUUUCUCUCGCACGAUGACGAGGUCAUGGACCUCGCAUUCAAUCCAGCUGGGACCCAGCUGCUGGCGGGCGGGGAGGACUGCGCUGUGGUGCUCUGGGACGUGUCGGGCGGGACCGAGGUCUUCAAGGCGAAGCCCGAGGCCCCAGUCAAAGCUGUGGCCUUUUCGCCCAGUGGCUGUUAUGUCGCCGCCGUCGACGCCAACUCUGUCGUCACCGUUUGGAGGGCGAGCGACGGCGAGGAGGUUGGGAGAGCCGAAGUGGAGGGUGACGUGUUCUCGCUGGCCAUGUCCGCCGGCAGCAGGGAGGUGCUGGCAGUCGGGACCACCGAGAAGACAGUCACGCUGUUCUCGGUCCCUGGCAUGGACAGCAUCACCGAGCUGGCGCACGACGGCCAGGCAAGAAGCCUCACCUUUUCGCCAGACGGCACCAUGCUCGCCGGCGGGGGCGGGAUCGACAUCAUGCACGGCCUGAUGACCAAGAAAAACAAGGACAAAAAGAUGAAGACCGUGAUCUGGCAGUUCGCCGCAGAUGGCAGCAGCGCCAAUCAAGUGACCGACCUGGAGUUCGAUGACAUCGUCCACGCGACGGUGUUCGCCCCAAGUGGGAAAUUGUUGGCCGUUGGUGGCGAGAAUUGCGAGGUGACCGUGCUGCUCGUGGACCGCGGUUUCGAGCGUGCCACGAAACUGCCGUGCGCCGCCGGCGUGAGGUGCCUGGCGUGGUCGCCCGACAAUCGCUUCCUGGCCUCGGGCGGUGAGGACAUGCAGAUAUCAAUUUGGGAUGUCAUCGACGAGGUGCUGGCGCUGCAGCUGCCGAAGGCCAAGGACUGGUACUGCAGCCUCGCCUUUUCCACCGACGGGCUCUGGCUGGCCAGCUGCGGCUUCGGCUCCCGCGAGGUGCUCCUGCACCCAGUGACGACGAGCGAGGAGCGCCCCAUCUCCCGGUCUUCCUCUAGGGCGCCGUCGGAGGCGGACGAGGCCGAGGCCCCAGGCAUCGACGGCGACGAGGACGAGGACGCGCACGAGGGCGCCGAUCAGGCGCCGAGGAGGCUCAGCACGGGGUCGGCGGCCCCGCAGACCCUGGCGGUCAGCAUGUCAGUGCCGGCCUUCGUGGAGAUGGGCGACCAGGUCCAGGGCUUCCUGCUGAAGGUGGAGCACGUGGGGUCCGGCGACGACCGGCGGCCCCAGGGGCGCGACGCGCGGUCGGACAAAGCGCUGAUGCUCGGGGUGCCGCUUGGCGAGACGAGGCCCGCGCUCUCCACGUCGAGGCAGGCCGUGGAGCUGAAGCACACGGACGAGGUCAUGGGUCUCUCGUUCAGCCCAGACGGCCGUUUCGUGGCCACGGGGGGCGAGGACGCCAGCCUGGUCAUCUGGGACGCCGCAGACGGCUCGAAGGCCGCGGGAGCGAGGCUCGGUGAUCCAAUCUCUUCUCUGGCAUACUCCCCGAGCGGUCUCUACGUGGCGGUUGCGACCACGGGGUCCAACGUGGUCCUCUGGGGCACGGCCGAAAAGGGCGAGGUCGGCAGCAAGGAGUUCGAUGCCCCCGUGCUGUCCGUGGCGAUUGGGAAGAGCGAGCUCCUGGCCGUUGGCACCGCGGACAAGGGGGUGUCGCUACUGUCCCUCCCGGACAUGCAGGAGAUUGCGUGCCUCCAACACGAAGGUCACGUGCGCUGCCUGUCCUUCUCGCCCUGCGGCGGCAUGCUUACCGGUGGGGGAGGCAUCGACGACAUGCACGGCCUCAUGACGAACAAGUCGCAGCGAAACGACAUGAAAAUUGUGGUCUGGCGCGUGGCCGCUGCUGGACAGGACUGCAACUACAUGGGUUCGAUUUUGUUUCCCGACAUCGUACAUGCGGCGGCCUUCUCUCCCACAGGGACCCUGCUCGCUGUAGGCGGCGAGGACAGCGUGGUGAGCAUUCUGUUGGUCGACCGGGAUUUCGAAAGCGUAUCCCAAUUCGCGUGCGUUGCCGGUGUGCGUUGCUUGGGCUGGUCUCCAGAUUCGCGUUUCCUAGCGAGCGGCGGCGAGGACAUGCAGGUCACGAUCUGGGACGUUCUCUCCGAGCAGAUGGUGCUUCAGACGCCCAAGGCGACGGAUUGGCUCUGCUGUGUGCGCUUCAGCCCCGACGGCCGCUGGCUGGCCUCUUGCGGCUUCGGGCACAACGAGGCGACUUUGCACCCCGUCGAGGUCGCCAACAGCGCGCGCGUCGACUGCCGCGUCCAGGACCCGGACCACAUGCGCGCGCAGAUCGAGGACAUCCAGAUGGCGCUGGCUGUCUGUGAGCUCGAGAACUGGGCGCGGCGCAAGACCUUCCCGGCAGGCCUCGGCGACCUUCCCGGCAGGACGCGGUGCAUCAUCGCCAACUGGCGCGGCCCAUUGGACGAACUGCGCGAGGCCACCCUCGAGACCGGCGGCGUUUGGGCGUCGCCGGCGCACCGGGCGCCCCAGCCGCCGGCCACGCGCAUUGCGGAGGACCUCACGAAGCAGUUGAGGGCCACGAUCGAGGCCAUCUUCCUUGCACCAAUGCUGCGCCGCGACGGGAUGCUCAAGGCCCGCGGCACGACCCUCGUCAUCGCACCGGCCGCCCUCUACCAGGCGGCUGAGCUGGUCGACAAGCGCGGGGACGACUGCGGCCUGCGCUCGCUCGUCAUGGACGCUCUGGUCGAGGCCAGGAGGAGGAGGAGGAGGGCGAGCCCCUCGCCCAAGCGCACGGGCUCGGGGAGGUGGUCUUCCUGCUCGGGAGGUCGCCUGGCGUCGCGACGAGGGACAGGGACUUCGAGAAGGAGUUCCAGGAUCGCCUGCUCCUGGAGAACGUCGCCAUCCACAAGCUGUGAGCGCCCGCGGCUGGCAGACCCCCGCCCCCGCGCCUUCUCUCGAGGCGGGCAUGUAUGCACAACCGCCGCCGGGAGGAUGGAUCACCGCGGACGUCCACGGGCGGCGGAUAUGGAUACACUUUGGCCCCCGGGAGCCAGAAUAUUAUCCACCUCCACCGCCCACUGA